UUCACACGGGCGACGCUGGUGUGCACAACAAACAUCUCUUUCAAACUUAAAACGUCACCAAACUUGAAAAAAACAAACCGCAAAAUGUAAUUUAAAAUGGUUCUGUUGUUAUGAAUGCACCCAAAGCAGGCACUUCGCGGGUCCAAAUGGUCGUUUGGGACGUGAGCUAUCAGAAAAAACUAGUUCCAUCCGUCUGAGUCAUGGAAAGCAGCAUUGAGAAGUUUGUCAACUUGAGAAAGCGUCUGGGCCAGCUGGGUUACAAGCAUCCUCUUGGAAUAGAAUCAUUGCCACUAGUUGAGAAACUAUUCAGUGAUCUAGUCAGCACUACUGAAAGCCUGCGCAAUGCAAAACUGUCACAAGGGAAGAACGAGAACGAAUGCCUCAACUGUGAUGUUCUUCUGGAGCCAUACAGGGCAGAUAACGCCCGACUGGUCAAGGAGAACAAUGAAGUCCACCAGGAGCUUCUGAAGGUGAUGGAGGAGAAGGACCAUGCCACCAAAGAGCUGAAAACCCGCAUCAGAAAACUGGAACACCACACUUGUGACCUGACGUCCCUCAACAACCAAUACAUGCACAACCUCCGCUGCCUGGAGAAGGACGGCAAAACAAAAGCCGAGCGCAUCCUGGAGCUCCAGGAAAAGAACUUGCAAGCAGUGGUGCAGACGCCAGUUGGCCGUGUCCUAGGUGGAAAAAAGCGCAGCAUCCCUUUCAGGCGUCCGAGGAUGCAAACAGAUGAGCUCAUCCCUCCACCCGCAACAUCAGCUUACCCCGUACCCCAGCCAGGCGACCCGUACACAGCAGAUCUCCUGCAGUUGGCUGAUAAAAGAAUUCUUGAGCUGGAGGAAGAAGUCACAAAAAUCCACUAUGCGCUGGAACAGUCCCAUGAAUGUAUACAACUGUUAAAUACUCAAGUGUCCGAGAGGGACAGAGAGAUCGAGCGUUUGAAUCGUUCACUUCACGGAGGGCGACCCCGUGAUGUCAUCUCUUUGGAGGCUCAGAACAUCAGCAAUGAAAAACGGAUUGCCCAACUAAACCUUCAAAUUGAUUUCUUGCAAGACAACAAUAGGACGCAACAGCAGAUGGUGGAGAGACUGCAGCCGAAUGGGAUGGAGAUGGAUAAGGAGCGGGCCUUGGAAAUGGCUGAUCAGGAGUUGCUAGAUACUAAAGAAACAAUUUGUCGUCAAAGGGACGUCAUUGAAAAUGUUGAGGACAACUUCAAAAAGAAAAGAGCGGAACAUUCCGAGAGAAUGUUUGAGACAAGUUCACUUGCUGACCAACUGGUAGAGCUCAGAGGGCAGAAUGAGAAACUGGAGGCAAAGGUAGACUUCAUAGAGACAGAGAAAGUCAGGCUGCAAGACAAAGUGGAGAAGAUGAUGUCCGCUGAAAGAGAUGUAGUGCUGGAAUUGGAGGCCAUGCGAGCAAAACACGGCGUUUGCGGAAGGGAUCGCUCCCCGUCGCGUUUAGACGCCUUCGUGAAGAGUCUAGAGGAGGAGAGGGAUCGCUAUCGCCAGGAGGCCGAACACUGCAGGAGAUUCCGAGGAGCCGACAGCCCCAGUCGCGGCAGUCCAGACAGGAGCAGAAGUCCAGGGCGCAAGGGAGGCGUUGAGGAAUCUGAGUUUCUCGCUUUAUUGAAGGAAAGAGAUGAGAUGAAGGCAGCUCUGGUGGACGUAGAGAAGCACACGGAAGACAUCCAGACGAAAGUGAAAGCUCUUAGCGCUGAAAGAGACCACUUCAAAAUGAUGUUUUACCAGACACAAGAGAAGCUGGAGGAUGCCCGUGUAAGCUCAAGCACAUCUGAUGACGUCUUGAACUUAAGAGAGGAGCUAAAGCUGGCAGAGAAUGAAAUCAUGCAGGUUAAUGCACAAAGAGAAUUACUGAUGGAGGACUUUAAGGUGGAAGGAGAACUGACAGAUGUGCGGUCGGAGGCAGAGCUGCCGGAGAAGCAGCUGGAAAGCAAAAGGCAGAUCAUCCGCGCCCCGAAUACGCUGCUCUCCACCACUCCCCAAAGGGAGUUCCAAGCCAACCUGGCGGCCAGCGAGAAGGACUCUUAGCAGAAAGCGUGACCGGCUCACCCUGGCCCAAAGGUGAAUUCAAAGGUUGUAUUUUAAAGGUGAACAUUAAACCUUGAGACUUCAGUUCAAUGAGUGUCUUAAGACAACAAACCUUUCAGCUUGGGCCACAUACAGAAAAAUUAAAGAAUGUGGAAGUGCUACUUUGAUACCUUUUUGUGCAUUUAUGAGAAUUUAUGAGCUUAUUUUGAACACAGCCAACCAUCUACACAUUUGAAACAAUUAAGCAUCUCCAAUACAAUAUAUUCAUCUGCAAAAAAAACCUGUAUAUCAAUUCGAUGCCGGCUGACUGAAGCAGCAACUCGGAAUCCUGUGCUAAAAUAGUGCAUCCUGUUUAGAGACUGUCCCAAAAAUCUGUAUUCAAUUGCACGUAGAGAACAUUUUCAAUCGUCAAUAGCUUUUUGGUCAUGCGAUCUAGAACCUAAAAAACACUUUAAUUUUGUUUGUUCAUCAUUACUUCACUUGGCUCACACAAUGUUUUUUUCCUGUUCAUCAUCUACGGUAUUUGAUUUUUCUGAACAUAUUUGAAAAUUUAAAUUGUCUAUAGCUUUUUAGUCACGUGACAUAGAAACCCAAACCCACUUUCAUAUAGUAGUUCAUCAUUACUAUUCUUGGUUCACGCGUUGCGUUUUUUUUAGUAUAUCGUUUUUAGGAUGUUUUUUUUCAACAUUUUUGAAAAUUUCUAAAGACUUAUUAUAUUACUCUAGUUGUAUUCUAUUUACAUUUUUACCAUAGUUUAUUUUGCUAGUGCUU
Molecule: messenger RNA, 2822 nt
Organism: Nerophis lumbriciformis (worm pipefish)
Lineage: Eukaryota; Metazoa; Chordata; Actinopteri; Syngnathiformes; Syngnathidae
Product: centrosomal protein of 135 kDa-like
Source: RefSeq, a predicted model, not a curated record